This is a messenger RNA of Colletotrichum acutatum, 1051 nucleotides long. RefSeq names its product ras family protein. Lineage: Eukaryota; Fungi; Ascomycota; Sordariomycetes; Glomerellales; Glomerellaceae. Gene Ontology annotation, cellular component: cytosol. The record is from RefSeq and is a predicted model, not a curated record. Gene Ontology annotation, biological process: small GTPase-mediated signal transduction. The transcript has 3 exons. The coding region runs from base 103 to 963 and encodes 286 amino acids. Gene Ontology annotation, molecular function: GTPase activity; protein kinase binding; GTP binding.
CAUCAACCCAUCUCGCAAACACGCACGAGGGGCCACGCCACGAAACGGACUCCCUCGUCAUCGCAUCACAGCACCUCAAACACAGCUCGAGCCUGCCGCAGUAUGGCGUCCUCAUACCAAUACCGCAACUCAUACCACAACUCGUCUCAGAACAUUAGCGAAAAGUACGACGACGGCCGCCCGGCCACAUCCCGCCGCAACACACGCCUUAGGAGUAGCGACGGCACCGUCAGCACCACAAUGAGCUCUUCAACAGGCCGCGAGAGCGCCGCAACCCACGUCACCGAAGGUCCUGCCUAUUCCAAGAAGAUUGUCGUCGUCGGCGACGGCGGCUGCGGCAAAACAUGUCUCCUCAUCAGUUACAGCCAAGGCUACUUUCCAGAGAAAUACGUCCCCACUGUGUUCGAGAACUACAUCACCUACCCGACGCACCCACCGUCCGGCAAGACGGUGGAACUGGCGCUAUGGGACACGGCCGGCCAGGAGGAAUACGACCGGUUGCGACCGCUCUCUUACCCCGAGACUGACUUGAUCUUCGUGUGUUUUGCGAUUGACUGCCCAAACUCGCUUGAAAACGUCAUGGACAAGUGGUAUCCCGAAGUCCUCCACUUCUGCCCCUACACUCCUCUGGUCCUCGUGGGCCUCAAGUCCGAUCUCCGCUUCAAGAAAACGUGCAUCGACAUGCUCAAGACACAAGGCCUCACGCCCGUGACCCAGGAGCAAGGCCGCGCCGUUGCCCGCAAGAUGGGCGCCCAGUACGUAGAGUGCAGCAGCAAGGAGAUGACUGGCGUGGACGAGAUCUUUGAACAGGCCAUCCUGACGGUCGUCGCCAAUGAUCGGAAAAACCAAGAAGCCCAAGCCGCCGCCUCCCCGUCAACGCCUAGUGGUCCGCCCGGAAGCAGCGCAGGUUUCCCUGGCGUCGCUCUUAAGAAGAAGAAGAAGAGGAAUUGCAAGAUCCUGUGAGAUUCCUACUGAGGACCUCGGGGUUGUAACGAAGAGGCAUUGGACACCGGCGGAGGGCGUAAUGAAUGACUUUUUGUUUUAUCUGCAU